Chanos chanos (milkfish) is the source of this 834-nucleotide messenger RNA. It is a transcript of the gene upk3b, whose product is annotated as uroplakin 3b. Gene Ontology annotation, cellular component: membrane. Lineage: Eukaryota; Metazoa; Chordata; Actinopteri; Gonorynchiformes; Chanidae. The record is from RefSeq and is a predicted model, not a curated record. The coding region runs from base 1 to 834 and encodes 277 amino acids. The transcript has 6 exons.
AUGACAAGACCGAACUUGAAGGUUACGCUUCUUGGCGAAACCGUUAACUACAAGCCAGAGGUCACUCUCCAAAACUUUGUAGCAAAAAUCACCUCUAACACUGUUAUACUGGCAAAACCAAUAUGUCCCUUUGGAAACCUCACAAAUCUGACUUGUACUCCAGAUGUAUGUGAGAUAUGGUUGGUGCCAGCAUUGAACUCAGCAGCUAGCACUUUUGAUGCUGAUAAGACAGACCCUACAAUUCUCACCCUGUCUCCUUACCCGACUGCAUUCAACAAUGGCUCGAAGAACUACUUCUUGACAAAAGUUGGCAUCCAGAAAGACGUCAACUGCUCCUCUUCUCCCUCCAACCAAUACUUUAGAGUUGGGGCAGAAGGAGACUGUUCCACCGCUAACUGUAAUGGAGUUCUGCCUGUUGGCUCCACUGUUAAGUUCAAAUAUCUUCUUGUGGAGCCAACCAACAAGACAGUACUUGCAGACACAGAGUGGUCCGACAACAUAACUCUUUACACAUUGAAAGACCCUAACGGCAUCAACACUGGUCUACCGGCGAGAUCAGGCGCGAUGGUUGUCAUCACAACUAUUCUCAGUGUCGCCAUGGCGAUACUGUUGUUGUUUCUGUUGAUUCUGCUGAUUUUGACUCUGUGCUAUAGCAGGAGUGAACCUAUUUCUGUGGGAUCCCUGCGUGUUCCACGUUAUGACACACACAACGUCAAAGGCACAACUCCGUAUGUGAACCCGACGUACGAGAGCGAUGGGAACAAAUACGCAACAUCUGACACUUUGCCUCGCGCAUCUAUUGACCCUGAUGUCUUAAAGUUACAAGACAUGUGA